Messenger RNA from Neltuma alba, 2359 nucleotides. Its product is annotated as splicing factor U2AF-associated protein 2. Lineage: Eukaryota; Viridiplantae; Streptophyta; Magnoliopsida; Fabales; Fabaceae. Gene Ontology annotation, biological process: mRNA splicing, via spliceosome. The record is from RefSeq and is a predicted model, not a curated record. Gene Ontology annotation, molecular function: RNA binding. Gene Ontology annotation, cellular component: U2-type spliceosomal complex; U2 snRNP.
AUGUAGCUUUGGGGACUUGCUCGAGACAUUCGUUUUGCCCAAAGCCUCGGCCGUUUUCCGGAGUCUUCGUCUACUCUGCUCUCCAUCCUCACAGUCUUCCUCUCCCUUCGAUCACCAUCUUCAUCUCCCGUCGGUUCGGAAGCUCGUCUUCCUUCCUUUGGCGUCUCAUUCUCGUCUCAGUUUAUCCAUUCUCUGCGGCGUCGACGUUAGCAAGCUAAGUGCGCCCAGAGGAUUUGAGUUUGAUCCCUUUAAUGUUCUGCCACCUUUGGGGUAAAUUGCCGGAAAUUGUUCCUUGUCUUCUGUAACUGGUGGGCUUUGCGAACUGCAUGAAGGAAAAAGCAGAAACGCAGAAAUAAACUAGUUAAGGUGAAUAGGUGAUUAUGAUGUCUUCUCAAAAUGGAUACGACGGCCUUCAGCAUCAGCAGCAACAACUGCAGCCUAGUGGUGAAGAGCACCAUUUUAGUGUAAACUCUGAAACCAGUACAGAGGUUGGAUGGUACGUUCUUGGAGAAAAUCAACAGCAGGUGGGUCCCUAUGCAAUCUCAGAGCUCUGCGAGCAUUUCUCCAAUGGAUAUCUUUCAGAUACACUGGUAUGGUCUGAAGGAAGGACUGAAUGGCAGCCAUUGUCCUCAGUUCCAGAGUGUUGGACAAGAAUUUGCUCACAUGGAUCUGAUUAUUCAACUACACUGUCUACUCAUGAUAAUCAUGAGUUUGAGAGAUGGCAGAAUGAGAUAAAGGAGGCAGAAGCACAAUUUGAAGGGUUUGAAUUUGGAUCUGCUUCUGGUGACGUUGGGGCUGAAGUAGGAGGUGAUUCUGAUAGACCUUCAACACCACCUGAGGGUGAAGAAGAAUUUACUGAUGAUGAUGGGACUAAAUAUAAGUGGAAUAGGAAUCUUAGGGCCUGGGUUCCCCAGGAGAACACGUCUGGCAACAAUGAGCCUUAUGGAGUUGAAGAGAUGACUUUCUUGAAGGAAGAGGAAGUUUUCCCCGCAUUAACAGGUCUGGAUGCUUCUGUAGAAGAUGAUGGUUCAAAAUUAAGUAGUUCUGUGGCUUCCAUGAAGGACGAAGUAAAUAUUACGAAUACAGAAGCAGAAGGAAAGAAAGAUGGGAAGAGGAAGCUUUCAGGUGAACAAGAUGACAAGAAGGAAGCUAAUAAACCUCCUAAUAGUUGGUUUGAGUUAAAGGUCAAUACGCACGUUUAUGUCACUGGAUUGCCUGAGGAUGUUACCACUGAUGAAGUGGUGGAGAUGUUUUCCAAGUGUGGCAUCAUAAAGGAGGACCCUGAAACCAAAAGGCCUCGAGUCAAGCUCUAUGUUGAUAAAGAGACACGGAGAAAAAAGGGAGACGCAUUGGUCACAUAUCUAAAGGAACCGUCAGUGGCUUUGGCAAUUCAAAUAUUGGAUGGAACUCCUCUUCGCCCUGGUGGCAAGAUUCCCAUGUCCGUCACCCAUGCUAAAUUUGAGCAGAAAGGAGACACAUUCAUAGCCAAACAAGUAGAUAAUAAAAAGAAGAAGAAAUUGAAAAGAGUUGAAGAGAAGAUGCUUGGCUGGGGUGGUCGUGAUGAUGUAAAAGUUUCGAUUCCGGCUACGGUCAUCCUUCGUUAUAUGUUCACACCUGGGGAAUUAAGGGCUGAUGAAAAUUUACGUUCAGAACUAGAAGAAGAUGUUAAAGGGGAAUGUGUGAAGCUUGGCCCUGUGGACUUGGUCAAGAUUUGUGAAAAUCAUCCUCAGGGUGUUGUUUUAGUCAAAUUCAAGGAUAGGAAGGAUGCUCAAAAGUGCAUAGAAUUGAUGAAUGGAAGAUGGUUUGGCGGAAGACAGAUACAUGCCAGUGAAGAUGAUGGUUCAGUUGAUCAUACCGCCAUUCGGGAUUAUGAAGGUGAUGCCUUGCGACUGGAGCAGUUUGGCGCAGAACUCGAAGCCGAAUGAUUUUAACACCCUUGACCUGAGUGAGACAACACGAUAUCUUCACUCUGAAAUUUAUCUAUUGGAUUAGGCAUAGUUGGAGCUUCCAUUUUCUUGUACGAAUUCCAUUUGUUCGCGCAUAGAUUAAUACUUAACAAGUUCCAUAAUGCCAACUAUGCAUGAUUAUAUCAAAAAGGCCUAUAGGUUGGCAAUGUACAAUGUUUAACUGCAAAAAUAAUAACGAGACAUGUAUCGAUCAAAGUCUCAAGCCUCCAAUGCGUUUUUCCUUUGGAUUCCCAGACGCUUCACCUGAGAAUGUUAAAUAAACCUCGGGGUGCAACGUGUCUUGGUAACCAAAGCAAGUUGCAAUUCAUGAGUUGGUUGUGUGGUCUGAUACUUCUAAUGCACUUUCAUGCUUUGGAAAAUACAACAGAUGAAAUCGUACAUGAUUAGCUCAA